AUGAAUUAGCGGCUCUCUAAAUAAGAGAUUAGUAGAGGAAGAUAUGUUGUGAAUACUCUUCAUCCCUUGUCAGAUAUACCUUUGAGAUAAUCGCUCCCUUAUCUUGAUUCGAUUAGAAGAUUCUUUAAAAGAAACAAGGAAGAUCAAGAAAAAAAGAACCUAGUGAAAGAUGACUAAAUGAAAGAGGAAGAAAAGGGUAAUAAUUAUAGAUCAGCAGAAAGGUAAUCUACCAAAAGAAAGCCUGUCGUUGCUGUGAAAAACUAAUUCGCUAACAUGAUUGGAUAAGGCAAUCAAGGGGAUCUAGAGGGUGCCUAUGAUUCAAACGGUUAACUCUAACCGAAUCCAAAACCUCAAUUUGAUGAAGAUGAGGAUCCUGUAAAUUAUCUGGGAUUCGGUAUUUCAUCAUACUUUCAAAUACUCAGGACAUUUAUGUUCAUCUUUUUUGUUCUAUCAAUUCUGCAUUUGCCUGUCAUGAGUAUGUACAGUUCACAUGGCAAUUUCAAAGAAGAGACAGGAGAAAAACUGCCUCUUAGAAUAUCUCUUGGAAGUAUGGGUUUUUCAAAAACUAAAUGCUCAUCCACUGGAAUGGCAACAAAUAAAAUUGUGUUAUCAUGCAAAAUUGGAGUGGUAAAUAGAAUAGUUGACUUAGGAAUUAACACUAAAUUUGAAGACAAAGAUCUUUGUCUUAGAAAUAAAACUGGAAUUUGUUCAUCAAGCAUUAACUAUGACUAAUUAAAUCUUGAUUUGAAAUCGGCUUGCAUGGGCAAAUAAUAAUGUUAACUUGAUAAGCUGAAAUCUUAUCUAUCUGGAGGAAAUUAAACUCUUACGAAAUGCGUUUCAGAAGAUUCUUCUUUCUUUGUUUAAUAUUUCUGUCAGUAAACUGAUGAAUAAUUAUCAGUGAAGAGAUAAGAAGGAGCCGUUAUUUCAGCUAUCGCUGUAUUUUCCUGCUUAUUCUUCAUCAUCAUGAUGUUUUAUUUGAGACAGUAAACUUAAAUUCAAAAAGUUGAGUGGGACGUUGAAACUAUAACGGCUGGAGAUUAUACUGUAGAUUUAAAAAUAUCUCAAAGUAUGUAUCAAACUUUCGUCAAUCAGCAUCACUAGAAAUACGCUUUUGAUCCUUAAGGAUAUGCUCUCAAGAAAUACUUAAAGCAAGAGAUUGAAACUAAGUUAACGAAUGAAGUAGGAUCGUUAGGAUUUGAAAAGGUAGAUUCAAUCAGAGUUGCCGACAUUCAAUUUUCUUACAAGAAUGCUCCAAUUAUUCAUCUCUUAAAUCAGAGAGGCAUAUAUAUAAAAUCUAAUGAUUGGGAAAGCCUCAAGAAGGUAAAUUAGCAACUUGAUGCUGUUAAAACUAGAGAAUACUAAAACUUAAUGGUAGCUGUAAGUGCCUUUGUAACAUUUGAGAAUGAAGAGGGAUAUCAAAGAUUUUUAAGUUUGAGAGAAAGAGGAUCUAGAUCCACAAUAUUAGGUGAAAGACCAACUUUGAAGGAAGCCACCGAACCAACAAAUAUAAUUUGGGAAAAUAGACAUUUUACUGGAUUCUAAAGAGGCAUCAAGGCUGUGGCUGUCACUUUAAUAAUUGGAAUAUUGCUAUGCAUCUCAUUUGCAAUUGUCUUAGCCUUAAAAGAGAUAAUUCUUAUUGCUAAAUCCAAAUACCAAACUACAAAUUGCUAGGAUUUGAAAGAUAAUUAUAGCGAUUAAAUGCUAUAAAAUUAUGCAAUUUAAGCAUGGUAUGAUUUCUAUGAGCCACCUGAAGGAAUCAUUACUAGAACUCAAAUAUAGCCAGUAUUGGAUUGCUUCUGCUAGUAAAUGAAAUCUAAGCACAGUUUUAAAGUUGGAGCUCAAGAAUUUACAGACAAUGAGAAUAAAACUACUUAUGUUUGCUAUGAAUGGUUUGUAGACUUAUAUCUAGUAAAGGCAAUUAACUCUGUCAUAUCUGCUACCAUCAACAUUGUCAAUACUAUUCUAAAGAUUGUUCUCAUAUUUUUAAUUACUAAAAUUGGAGAAGAUACUAAAUCUGCCUAAAUUAGAUCAAUCAAAGUGGGGGUUUUCGUAACUCAAUUCUUUAACACAGCUAUAUUACUUUUGCUCUCAACUGCAAAUUUUUCAGAAACUAGAAUUCCUAUACUUGAAGGUAUUUCUAGAGGUCAGUUUACUGAUUUUGUCGAAGAAUGGUAUAAAGAAAUUGGUUCAAUCAUUGUUAAAACUAUGGCAAUUGCUUCAAUAAUGCCUGUUAUUGAAUUUGGAACAAUGUGGGCAUUCAGAUAGGGACUAAGAAUGCUAGACAGAGGUUUCACUAGAGAUUUUUACAGAUCCAAAAAGCAAAGCAUAUAACUCUAUGUUGAUAUCUAUUCUGGCCCUGAGUAUUUGAUCCAUCUUAGAUUCAGUACUAUUCUAAAUGUUACUUUCGUUUGUUUUGUUUAUGGUACUGCUUUACCAAUACUCUAUCCGAUAGCACUCUGGGGAUUCUUUGUUCUAUAUACUCUCGAAAGACUUUUAGUUUGCUAUUACUAUAAACAACCACCUGCUCUUGAUGAUAAGCUAACGAAUAAUUCAUUAAGAAUGCUAAUGUGGGCACCUAUAGUAUAUAUGAUGUUUUCAUAUUGGUUCUUAAGUAACAACCAAAUAUUUGAUAACAUUUUAUUCAUAAAGAAUAAAGUCAAUGACAUAACUCUCUGUGGACAUAAUGUUAUAUAAGAUUUUACCAAUGUUUCUCUAGAUCAAAGCUUCCCAUGUCUUGUAAUGUUUGCAAUUUUAAUCAUCUUGAUACCAUUCGGCAAAAUAUUUACUGCUAUCGUUUCACUUAUCAAGCCAGGUGCAUUUGAUGCUAACUUGAAGAUUGAUGAGAAUCUGGGCAACUACUUUGAAGCUUUAGAAAAGCCAGACAAAAACUGGAUGAUAUAAGAAGAAGAGAAUCUUAGAAAGAAUUAUGUAAGUUAAAUGAGAAUUAAUAUAUAUUUAUAGGGCAUGAAAAUACUGUUAGAGGAUACAAUUGAAAAGCUCAAAAAAGCAAAAACAGUAGAAAGAACAAUUCGAGGAGUUCAUUGCUAUGAUAUUUUGGCCAAUCCAGACUAUCAAGCCUCUUUCUAAUAUGUUCCUGUAGAUGUGCCAAACAGAGCUCUUAUAAUUUAAGAUGAUGAUGAGGAUGAGACCAAUGACACUAUUCAAUGUGAUCUAGUGAGAAUCGCUCUCAAUCUAGCAAUGCUAAAGGAGGAUGAUGCCCAAAAACUUUCUUUCGAGAAGCAGAAACUUGUCCAGCUUUUCAAGAAGCGAUGA
Molecule: messenger RNA, 3273 nt
Organism: Stylonychia lemnae
Lineage: Eukaryota; Ciliophora; Spirotrichea; Sporadotrichida; Oxytrichidae
Source: the annotation of a GenBank genome assembly